Molecule: messenger RNA, 3225 nt
Organism: Penicillium crustosum
Lineage: Eukaryota; Fungi; Ascomycota; Eurotiomycetes; Eurotiales; Aspergillaceae
Exons: 1
Coding region: 1-3225 (1074 amino acids)
Source: RefSeq, a predicted model, not a curated record
AUGGCAACCCAGCAGGGACCGGCCCGCCGUAACGGUGUCAUUGGGUUCCAAAUGACGGGUGCCUCUACCCCCGCCAUCCCUCUGAACACCCCACGCCGCAAUGGACCCAUUGGCUUCCAAAUGAUGCCUGGUUCUUCUCACAUUGCCAACCCCUCCUCUUCUCUCAUUAACCAGGGUCCUCCGCACGGGAUCACCCCCUGGUGGGCCCCGACACAGCCCAUUCUUCCCCCUCAGUGCCCGACCAAGUCAGGCACAGCGCGAGGUCAGCGCGCUCAAUGCAAAACUGACCGAUGCCGAAGCGACAAUCUAUCGGCAAGAGAUGGAGCUGGACCGGGCCAAGUCCCAGGCCUCGGCCCUCCAAUCUCAAAUAAAAAACCAGCGAGCCACCACUCGCUUCGUCGAACAAGACAAGAUGGACCAGAUGGUCCGUCAAUCGACUACCAACCGGGCGCGCGAUAUCGAUGGCCAAUUCAAGGCCAUCGAGAGCAGAUUAGACCAGGUGUCCGAGGACCUGGAACGUGCCGAGGGCAGCAAAAGUGCCCUCAAAAAAUAAAGCAAACUAUCGAGCAGGACCGGGCAGAUAUCCAGGACCUGCGAAAGGUAGUUUGCGCGGCAGAAGUCAACCUGCGGCGACAAGAACGCCUUACGGGUGCGGAGGACCGUAUGAACGGCCUCCUGAAGAAUAUGGAGAGAAUGCUUGCUGCGGCUAUGCAAAACACAAGGGAAAACAAGGUUCUGACUCGCAAGGUACCAAUUGCUGAGUCCUCGACCAACCCUGUGAGCAUUGCGCGUCGCCAUGUCGUGGGAAGCCAGGAACAAGGCUCCCAUGGGCAAGUAUUUGAUCCUCACCCGCGGCAACUCGGCAAGGGAAAGGAACGUGGCCCAAGAUCGCUCCGUCCUGAGGAUCUCCACGUUGAUGGGUAUAUUAGCUCCAACGUUGAUGUUUCCGGUGGCUCUUUGAGAUCUCGAUCGGAGAGUACCAGCGUUAUUUCUGAUGUUAUGCCAUUGGAUAGUUGCAGAUCAUCACGCGAAGGGUCACCUAUGGAUAUCACCACUGAGGCCCCUGAGGUCACUGAUCCCAGCGUUCUUUCUGAUGUUAUGCCAUUGGAUAGUUGCAGAUCAUCACGCGAAGGGUCACCCAUGGAUCUCACCACUGAUGCCACUGAGGUCACUGAUCCCAGCGUUCUUUCUGAUGUUAUUAUGUCAUUGGAUAGUUGCAGAUCAUCACGCGAAGGGUCACCCAUGGAUAUCACUACUGAGGCCACUGAACAAGAACUUGCCGCCCAUAUGUCGCAGGUGGACGACCAAAAUGCAGCGGUUCACGAAGCACCAGCUACCACCCUUGCCAUCACUCCCCAGCAAGUGGAGACUUACGACAUGAUGGAAAAUAGAAACCAACUCUUUUACUUCGAACUUGCAAAGCUGAACGGCGAGGCCUUUGACGGGUAUAUGGAAUGGGAGCCAGCAGAGACGACCACAGUUUUCAACAAAGAUGACCAGGCGGCUCCGAGCCAGGCAUCUAGUGGUCCAAGCCUACCCUUCCUUCCUGUCGAUUCCAAUGAGAAUGUCCUCAUGAUUCCCGGCCAAGUAACCAGCGCCGUGAUCCCCCCAGAUACCAGCAGUCCCUGUGAUAUUCCGACAUCACUGCCAUUGAGAAAAACAAUCGCAAACCGUAUGGCGACCGCACGUGCAAUGAAAUUGCCCAGCAACCGCAGGCGCGUGUUUAAACGGAAGGACCGUCCUACCGGGAGUCUUCGUCGUUCCGUGCGUCAGAGGGUGAUUAAGUCCGUCAAUCUCCCAGUACGAAAACGGACAGCUGGUAUUGUUGAGUUCGGCCACAACGAAGGACCAAACCGCAAGAAGAGAAUCACAAAAGAGUUGGUGGAAGCCAACGGAUCGCAGUUGCUUUCCCUUUCUGAAGUAUAUGUGAUGAACACAGCCCCGAAAGUGCCAGAGGUGAGUGUGCCAGCUGUUUCGCAGCCAGCUCAAUCUGUGCAAGUUUCGACAGAGGAGGUGCCCACCCAGGCAGUCAUGAGUGAGCCAGCUGUUUCGCAGCCAACUCAGAUUGUUUUGGAGUACACUGAGUACACUGAGUCUGCUAUGACCGAGCAGGCAGUUAUGAGUGAGCCAGCUGUUUCUCAGCCAACUCAGACUGUUCUGGAGUACAACGAGACCGUCCCGACCGAGCAGGUGCCCACUGAGGCAGCUAUGAGUGCGCCAGCUGUUCCCCAGCCGACUCAAGCUGCCCAGGAGGCCACUGAGCAGGUUCCUAUCGAUGCAGCUCUGAGCGAGCCCGCUGUUUCUCAGCCGACUCAAGCUGUGUCAGAGGACGAUGAGAGUCUCGAGACCGUGCAGGUGCCUACCGAGGCAGUUAUGAGUGUGCCAGCUGUUUCCCAGCCGACUCAAACUGUCUUGGAGUCCACUGUGCCCGAGUCCAGUGUGCUUCAGUCCACCUCGCUCGCGUCAAUUGUGUCCAUCCCAUCUGACGAAGUUGUGGGUGCGCCUGCUCCUAGUGAGCCAGCCCCAACAAAGUCAGCCCAGACUGAGCCAUCGUCAGCUGAGGAAAUUCAGAGUGUGCCUGCUGCUACUAAGCCGACUCUGAAUGAAUCAGACCUGACUUGGCAGACCGAAGAUGAGCUUGUUAUUCCGAGCCUGCGGACCGGUACCCGUUCGCACCUCGAUGUCUUGCUUGAUAUGCGAGCGGCAAGGAUUCAAGCUCGUCGUAACAUCAUGUCUUCUCCUGAGGGGUUGCAGCUCACAGCAGCCUCUCGAAUUAUCUCCACCUCUUCCCUGGUCGCCAGUCCCGAAGACGCCUCGGUCAAGAAUGCCGUUGCAACAGGGACAGAUUCCCGUGCGGGGGUUUCGAAGGGCACCAAGAGGGUCGAGGACGCCAACCCGACUUGCGGCGCUCAACGGACUGCAGGAGAACAGCGGGAGGAAAUUUGCGGAGAGGAGGCAGCGACUUCUGGUCUUCAAAUGCCAGGAGCUUGGCCUUCCGACCCACCCGCUGUCACUGUAUCUGACGAGUCAGACACGCAUGAGGGAUCGGCUUUGCUGAGGGGGGUUGUGGACAGGAGCUCGUUGGGCGUCCUUUGGUUUAUUCGUCAUGGUGAUGGUGAUGCUGCUGUCGUUCCCCGUAUGGGCAGGUCACCUUGGACACCUCGUUUACGCCUUGGAGGGUCCCGAACAGUUCCUGGAGGAACUGCGGUGGGAGCACGGAUAUGA